CCCGCGGCCAGUCGAUCUCCUUGCAGUACCCGCAGAUAACCUUCACGCGGUGCGAGUACCGCGCGCGGAGCAUGAAACCCUUGAAGUUCGCUUGCAGUUUGCAGACCAGCGCGAGAAUAGCCGUUGGUGCGGCGUUGAGGAUCUGCUGCGCCUUCUCCGGGUCGGUCUUUUCGUACGAUUGGGACAUCAACGCAAAAUUGUGCGUGUUCAGUCCGUCGUCCGGGUGCUCCGGCUUCGGGAUCGGGAUCUGGCACUGCUGGAUGUGUCGCACGUUGGAUUUUGAAAUUUUCGGACCUGCGCUCCCACCUUCAACGAUCGGGCCUUCAGCAUUGCUGCGCUCCCACCUUCAACGAUCGGGCCCGCAGCGAUUGGACCGCAGCGCCCUCCCGGUGGUUCUACUGCUAAUACGGUAGGGCCUACAACAAUAGGACCACAACCACCGGGUGCGAGACCUGCACCUCCGCCGCAAGUGGGACCCUCAUUACAACCCCCAGCAGGAAGUGCUGCCAACAUCGGUCCUGCGUUACCCCCCACAG
Messenger RNA from Amoebophrya sp. A120, 536 nucleotides. NCBI's taxonomy places the organism in Eukaryota, Dinophyceae, Syndiniales, Amoebophryaceae. The record is from the annotation of a GenBank genome assembly.